Molecule: messenger RNA, 2132 nt
Organism: Cajanus cajan (pigeon pea)
Lineage: Eukaryota; Viridiplantae; Streptophyta; Magnoliopsida; Fabales; Fabaceae
Source: RefSeq, a predicted model, not a curated record
CGAACCAUUUCCAAAUUUUCUACCAGUGUACCCUGCCUUGGUGCCGCCCUAAAGAAAUAACGUCAAACGCCGAAUCUCUUUCACAGAGCAUAACUGCUGCUCCAAAGUCCAAACCACUCUCUCUCUCAUUUUCGUCCCUUUUCUUUGCUAAUAUUCUGUAAUUUCGUUGGUCACGCUGGGAGGAACUGUUCUACCUUCUAGGUUUUCGAGUAGACACCAAUGGGUAGUGGAGCUCCUGAAACGAAUCGUUUAACGAACAAAGAAGAAGCUGUUCACAAGCAUUCCGAUGUGCUUUCAAAAUUGCAUCUUGACGAGAGCAAGUUCGACGUGCAAUUCAAACUGUGGGCACUUCGAAUCCCUUGCCAACAUUGCACGCUCGCCACUCGAAUCCUCAACGGUUACUUGCUCGACAAGCCCCGAGUUAAACCCAUCACCGAGGACCCUACCUGUGCCAAAAACCGUUAUCUUAUACUCUCUGACAAAGUUCAGAACCAAGAUUUAUCGGAUAUUCCAAAACAAAAGGUUGACGAGCUUAAGGGCUUGUGUGAGAUUGAAGUUGUGCCCUAUUCGUUGACACUAGGGUACUCUUAUUGGAGUGCAGAACAUGUGCUGAAGCAGAUACUGCCUACUGGAGUGGAGGUGCCUUCAUCAUUUGAAACAAUUGGUCAAGUUGCCCAUUUAAACCUACACGACGAAUUACUUCCCUAUAAAGAUGUUAUUGCGAAGGUUAUUUAUGAUAAAAAUUAUCCAAGAAUUAAAACUAUUGUGAAUAAAGUUGGAACCAUUACAAAUGAAUUUCGUGUGCCAGAGUUUGAAGUUUUAGCAGGAGAGCAUAACAUGAUUACAGAAGUGAAGCAAUAUGGUGCCACUUUUAAGCUUGAUUACAGUUUGGUUUAUUGGAAUUCAAGAUUGGAACAUGAACACAAAAGGUUAGUCUCAAUGUUCCAUGCUGGAGAGACCAUUUGUGACAUGUUUGCGGGUAUAGGUCCGUUUGCAAUUCCUGCAGCACAGAAAGGAUGCAUAGUCUAUGCGAAUGAUUUAAAUCCAGAUAGCAUUCACUAUCUGAGGAUUAAUGCCAAAAUCAACAAGGUUGAUGAUUGCAUUUAUGCAUACAACAUGGAUGCUAGAAAAUUCAUCUCCCAGUUGAUGGAAGUGCCAAAUACUGAGGCCACAUUAGAACACUCACCCGAAGUUCCCAUUUUGGAUGCUAGUCACACAUGCAAGAUACAAGACAAUGCUGAAUCAAAUUCUGAAAAUGAGUUGCUAACUGUUGCUACAAAAGACUUAGGAGACAGCGAUAAUAGUGGUUUAGAGGAUGUACAGGGUUCAACAAGGCAUGCUGCUACAUCUGUAACUGCUGGUAAAAGAUCUUCUAGUAGUUAUGAUGAAGGGAAUGGAAGGGCUCAUGAAACUGGCAUCCUGGAAGGUGGUAGGAGGAAAGGUGGCACGAACAAGAGAAUGAGAGGCUCUAAAAUCUCUAAGACAAAAACUUGGGAACAUUUUGAUCACGUAAUAAUGAACCUACCUGCAUCUGCUAUUGAGUUUCUAGGCAGAUAUGUAACUCAAAGAUAUGCCCUGCCAGAUGCAUUCAGGGGUUUAAUCCAGAGGAAAUAUUGGAAAGGAUGUCUACCAUGGAUUCACUGCUAUUGCUUCAUUAGGGCAACUGAAACUGAGGAGUCUAUAAAAGCUGUGGCAGAAUCUGCUUUAAAUGCUCCUAUACAAGAUGCAAGAUUUCAUAGGGUUAGGGAUGUGGCUCCAAACAAGACAAUGUUUUGUUUAAGCUUUAGGUUGCCUGAAGCAUGCGUUGUUGAAGAUAGUCAAUAACAUUAUCUGUCCUUGGGGGUGCUGAAGUGAAGUUAGCUUUGUAUAAUACUACCUUAGUUUUCAGGGUUUGAUGGAUGCAUUGAUUGAUUCAGUGCCAUGUUCUAUCUGAUGACUCGAAAACAAUCUUAGUGUAAUGUGACAUUUAACAGAAGGAAUAGGCAAUAUUCAUUGAAACUAUAGAAGGGUAUAUUCAUUCUUCUUGAGAUGCAUUUAUGCAUUGUACUUUAAAGCAAAAAGCACCCAGUUGAUUUUAAAGCUGCGUUUGGUGCUUUCGAAUUAUACACAGAACUAUAAUAUUAUUAUAUAUU